AUGUCCCGCUCGACAGCUAACUACAAGCGACUUAUUGUGCUUUGUGACGGGACAUGGCAGAAUAUACUGUCGGGCAGUAGAACCGCGUUUCCCACCAACAUCGCCCGCUUCUCAAGAGCACUGAGCCCUGUGGCUGUUGUCAAAGGCGACGAUGGUAAAGAACGCGAAGUCGAGCAAAUCGUCUAUUACCAGCCAGGAGUCGGCACCGGACUCGGUGACAGAUACCGAGGCGGGGCAUAUGGUGCUGGGCUCUCGGCCAACGUUCGCGCCGCAUAUGGGUUCCUUGCACACAACUACGACCCCAAUCCUGGCGAUGAGAUCUUUUUCUUUGGCUUCUCCCGCGGUGCGUACACGGCUCGAGCGAUUGCUGGAAUUGUGAAUUCCUUGGGCCUCUUGACCAAGCGAGGAAUGGACUAUUUCCCGCAGGUGUACGAUGAGUACAGCAGAGACGGCAGUAAGAACCCCAAUUUCGACUUCUCCAGUCAAUUGCGAGCAAAGAUCGGCGAUCAAAUCGUCGAAAGUGCCAAAGAUGCCAUCAAAAUCGUCGGCGUGUGGGAAACGGUGGGGUUUCACGCCGAAGGUAUGCUGGGAGAACAGCUUGAAUUCCACAACACGGAACUCUCGAGCCGAGUUGCCUACGGCUACCAUGCAUUGGCCCUGGACGAACGUCGCAUCCCUUUCGAGCCGACUCUGUGGCAAUGGCCUGAAAACUACAAGGUCAGGAGUGAUGGCAAGGGCCUGCAGGAAAUGAAACAGGUCUGGUUCUCCGGCACUCACAGUGGUGUGGGUGGAGGAGACUAUGACUCUGCCUGUGCCGACAUCAGUCUUGCAUGGAUGCUGGCGCAAUGUAGCAAGGGCAAAAAACUGGCUUUCACUGACGAGGAUCCUCCUCACCCGGACGAUGCUGACGAGUACUACCUCUUGCCUGACCGGGCGAAACCCAAUCCCAACACCAAAUGGACCAAGCUCAAAUCUCGGCCGACAAGUGACCCCAAUGGAACGCUCGUUGGGAGAGCAGCUGAUUUCGUUGGAGGCAUCGCCAGUGAGGAUCGUAAAGCCUUCCCCUUGGAGCGAACCAUGGAACGUAUCCAUCGAUCCAUUCAAGACCGCAACAUGAAAAACUGGCCCUGUGCCAUGCUUGAUGGUCAGCACCAGGGAAAGAGUUGGGAACUGAAGGCGUCCACUCAAUAUGGAAAUGUCUUGGUGGAAGCCGAGCCAGACGAGGUGGCAGAUGGGAUCGAAAACAAAUACAUUGAGAGAAUCCGUCCAGCUCCGCCUUGUAAGGGAGCGGAGCAUUGA
Exophiala spinifera is the source of this 1299-nucleotide messenger RNA. RefSeq lists its product as uncharacterized. NCBI's taxonomy places the organism in Eukaryota, Fungi, Ascomycota, Eurotiomycetes, Chaetothyriales, Herpotrichiellaceae. Bases 1 to 1299 code for a protein of 432 amino acids. The record is from RefSeq and is a predicted model, not a curated record. The transcript is spliced from 4 exons.